This is a messenger RNA of Trifolium pratense (red clover), 1443 nucleotides long. RefSeq names its product DNA-directed RNA polymerase III subunit RPC5-like. Gene Ontology annotation, biological process: DNA-templated transcription. Gene Ontology annotation, cellular component: RNA polymerase III complex; nucleus. The record is from RefSeq and is a predicted model, not a curated record. Lineage: Eukaryota; Viridiplantae; Streptophyta; Magnoliopsida; Fabales; Fabaceae.
AUGUUGUCCGAAGUUCCGUGCCAGAACACUUCUCGAGUCUCAAGAUUGGCGCCAAAAUCAUCAAAACUCAAACCUAAAAAAGAACCAGAACUUGUCCCCAAACUAGAGCUACAACAAAUAGAUUUAACUGCCAAACGGAACUUUGAAACUAUCGUGCCAACUCUGACGAAGCCCGAACCUAAUGACAUUGUUAAAAUUGACGUCGAAUCCAAGUCUGAAGCUAAAGAGGAUUCAAGAAAUGUCGAUUCCACGGAUGUAGAAAUGACUAAGGCUGAAGACAACGAAGAGGACACAAUCAUGCGUGAAAUUGACAUAUUCUUUUCUCCUUCUAUUAAUGACAACACUAAGUUGUACAAUAUGCAAUAUCCUUUGAGACCUUCUUGGCGACCAUAUGAACUCGAUGAACGAUGUGAAGAGGUCAGGUUGAAACCCGGUAGUUCAGAAGUAGAGGUUGAUUUAUCUGUUGAGUUGGAGUCAAGUAAUAUUAACAGCGAUGUUUCCAAUAAUCUCAAAUAUACGAAGCAGACUCUAUCAACUACGUGGAAGCCUCCUGCUGCAAAUGGCUGUGCUGUUGGGCUUCUUAUGGGAGAUAACUUGCACCUUCAUCCAUUUCACGCAGUUGUGCAGCUCCGACCAUCACGACAUUAUAUCGAUUCUGGUGGCGCAGAAAAGGAGAAUGUUGCUAUGUCAAAUCAGAAUAAUCAUAUGGAGCCUUCAACGAGUGGUGGUGAUAAGAGCUGGGUUCCUCUCGAGUACCAUGAUUGCAAGAGUGAUGUCUCGUCUAGAUAUUUUCAGCAAAUGGCGACACAAGAAAAUUCUACCAUAAACUUUGAAUUGAGCUUGUAUGAUUACAUUGCUACACUCUGUCCUGGAGUAAGCCACGACGCUUUAGCUAAAGGUCCUUCGAAAAGGUAUCUUUUAUCAUUGCCAGUGGAAAAGCGUCUCGAGACAUUACUUAUUGACGGCCCCAAACUUCAUCGUUUUAGUGCUAUCAAGCACUUUGCCUCUAAUGACGAACUGCUGAGUUUUCUGCAGCAGCAUGCACAAUUGCUGCAGGGAUAUUGGGUUCCAAAAAGUAGAUUGCUGUCUCCUAAGGGCGGUCCAGACUCGUUGGCAAGAAAUUAUGUUCUCGUAUUGUUCAACAAGCGUUUGAAAGUUAUGUCAGCUGAUGUAUUAAUCAAGAAAGGUGAACUUGCUAAUCGCGUGAAAAACUUUCUGAUGCAAUUUGCUUUGGAAACAAAGGAUCUAAAAGGAGUUUCGUAUUGGAAGUUCAAAGAGCUUCCGGAUGUGUCCUUUAUAAAAGAAUUUCCUAAUGUUGUUAAACAACAAGAAGAAAUUUUUAAGAUUUUAGACAAAGUGGUAUCUUCUGAGGUUGAAAAAUAUAAAUCAAGUAAAAGUGUUGUAAGAAAGAGUGGUGUCAAGAAUGCUCAUGUUAGAUAAGUU